CUUCUCUUUUUCCCUAUCAAUUAUAUAUUUCCAGUUUGAUGUUUUCUUUUUGAGAUUCAAUUCUAGUACACUUGUUGUAAAUCAUCAUUCUUUCAUCAAUUUCCCAAUCAAAUGCACAUACUCAAAAUUUACAAAUUUAGUGCUCUUAACUCAUAUGUGAACCUCCACUUGAAUUGCAAGCCUUCAUUUAUCUCUUAUCAAUCCCGUUAAUUUCAUCACAUCUUCAAUCUUUCUUACCUUCUACUCUUCUUUUUUACAUCUUCUCAAUCUCCAAUUAAUAGAUGGUAUCAAUGGCUUUCUUGACCAACGAAGGAGCCUCUUCUUUUUCUUCUAGCCACCGAUGGAACUAUGAUGUCUUCUUGAGUUUUCGAGGUAAAGAUACUCGUAAUAAUUUUACAGGCCAUCUAUAUAAGGCUUUGCGUGACCAAGGUUUUAACACCUUCAUCGAUAAUGGCCUUCAGAGGGGAGAAGAAAUUUCAAUGGAACUUCUUAAAGUCAUUGAGUUGUCAAUGAUUUCGAUUGUUGUAUUCUCUAAAAAUUUUGCAUCUUCUCCUUGGUGCUUGAAUGAACUUGUCAAGAUUUUUGAGUGUAGGAGUAGUGGUCAAUUGGUUUUACCAAUUUUUUACAAAGUGAGCCCAUCAGAAAUACGUAAACAAGAUGGAAAGUUUGGGAUUGCACUAGCUAAACAUGAAGAAAAAUUCAAAGAUGACAUUAAAAAGGUUCAGAGGUGGAGAACAACCUUAACUGAAGCAGCAAAUUUGUCUGGAUUUCCUUACAAUGAUGGGUAUGUAUUUAAUUAAUGACUAUUCUAGUGUGCUUUUAUAUGUUACAAACUUUUUGUGCUUUUCAAUUUAUAAAUUAUGUCAUCGUUUCUAACAUUGAAGAUGGGGAUGUUGGCGGUGCGAGGGGUAGGGACGAUGAAGGUGAAGGGGAAGGCCUUUUCUUUUAAUUUAAUUUUUAAAAUUGGGUCGAUGCCAAGGAUCUUAGUCAACAAAUUAUCACAUGACACAAUAUUAUUAGAUGAGAAGACCACUAGGUAUUGUUGAUGUAGUUUUCUAUGAAGACUGAAUAAUUUCUUUAUAUUCAU
This is a messenger RNA of Quercus lobata, 1087 nucleotides long. Its product is annotated as TMV resistance protein N-like. The coding region runs from base 282 to 800 and encodes 172 amino acids. The record is from RefSeq and is a predicted model, not a curated record. The transcript has a single exon. Lineage: Eukaryota; Viridiplantae; Streptophyta; Magnoliopsida; Fagales; Fagaceae. Gene Ontology annotation, biological process: signal transduction.